AACUACUAUGGGACCCCCAAGCCCCCAGCAGAGCCCAUCCUGGUGCAGCCUGACCUGGUGGAUCAGGUGCUGUUUGACGAGGACUAUGACAACGAGGUCCAGCGUAAACGCACCACCUCCGUCAGCAAGAUGGACAGGAAGGACAGUGUGGUCCCUGAGGAAGAGGACGAUGAUGAGAGGCCACCUCUGGCCAACGGCCUCCCAGGUCAGUACAUCUCACACUCAAACCCCGUCUCCUGCCCUUUCUCUCUUUGCUCAGGAUAAUCCCCAUUUUGUACCUCACCUUUCUAUUUUUAGAUGUACAUUGUUAUGACUAUGGACUAUAUCAUAUUUCUACUCUUUAACAUAUUUCUGCUCUAUACAUUUCUGCUCUAUACUAUACAUAUUGACCUAUGAUCUAGGAGCUCUGAUCACCCAGUCUGUGCUAUCUGUCUGUCUGUGUUAUCCAACCAUGCUCUGUCUGUAUAGCCAGCCACUUCCAACAGGCACCACACCAAGGCUAUGCUUAAAGCAUUCAGUAUCAGUAACACCUUCUACUGUAGUGCAGGUCAACUUGGAAGGCAGCAGACCUCUUACCCUAAGACCAGAGACUCCAUGUGUGUGAUCAAUCAGGACUCCUCUCUCAAGGGAUCUGGGCUGUCCUUGAUUCCAACAGAAAGUAUUUUUAUGUAAAAUAAAUCACAUUUCUGCUGUACUGCAGUCAUGUUGGGGGUGUUCUGAACUUUUCAUUCUAAACCAACCAUAGAUGGAAACAAUUAUGAACAGGUCAGAAGGUUUAUGGAAAAAGUGAGCGUAAUGCCCAAACUCCUGACUGAACUUCCCUGGUCUCUGUGUUGAAGACAAACCCUGAUCCCUGCCUGACUUCCAGUAUGUGUCUAGUGCAGUCAGUGUGGUGUGGGCUCUCAGGCUCUCACCCCUCUGUGAACUGUCUCUGAUGACCUAAGCUGUCCUCAAGGCGCUGCGCCAAGGCUGGCUAUGGUGCAUGGUGUUUACAUGAGGCCAGUCAGAGCAUCCGCAGAUCCUGUGUGUGUGUGUGUGUGUGUGUGUGUUUGUGUGUGUGUGUGUGUGUGUGUGUGUGUGUGUGUGUGUGUGUGUGUGUGCGUGUACGUGCGUGGAUUAAGUCAGAUUAGCAUAAGCGGUUGAGGUCAGACUCAUUUGCCAGUUCCUCCCCAUCCUUCAAGCUAACAAGUAAAUAAACAAUCUGUUGAAAAUACCAGCAAGUCCCAUGGAUGUAGUAGUGUGUUAACUAUUUACUGAAAUACAGAAGCACAUGCACAAACUUGCCGUGCUCAUGGGCUGCCUGUAUCAACUCUGUGGAAUACACUAGAAGAAGCUAUGUGUUCUUGAGCCUCAUUGUAUCAAAUACUUGUGCAGAGGUUAGCAUUACACAAAAACAGUCCCUUGAUGUGUAUAAGUUACAUUUAGCAGCUUUUUGUACCCUGAAGGGCCUUUGUUGUGUUGACUCUGAUGCUUUUAUUGCAGUUCUCAUUAAAUGAAUAAAUAAAAAGUAUAGAAAUAACUAUAAAGACAGUGUUAUUGUAGCAAAUAUGCUCAAGCUUCAAUGGCCUUUUUACUGUGAAUCCUCAGCUAUUACAGUAUAUCAUUGAAACCCAAGUGGAGUGUACACACAUAUGCAUAAACACGUUUACACGUACGCACAAAUGCAAAACAGAGCCUUGGUGAACAGAACACACGAUCCCUUGCAUGCAAAUCCUUUAGCGACAUCAAACCCUCCUUCCUCCCACUGCAUGCUGGGAGAACAUGAUGAGGCUCGAGGUGUCCAUGCAGGCUAACCUUCUGCUCUCUCUCGCUCUCUCUCUCUCUUUCAGAGCACAAAGAGGGGGCAUCAUGGAGGAAGGCGGUGCCCAGCUACACCCAGUCCAGCAGUGCAAUGGACUUCCGUACGUGGAGCUCUCUGCCCCGCGACGACAGCCUGGAACCCCUGCCUCUCAACUGGGAGAUGGCCUACACCGAGACGGGCAUGGUCUACUUCAUAGAGUGAGUACUGCAACAGCACCGGUAUAUCCACUCAGGGACAGGACAAAGAGACAGCCUUGAGUCAAAUGAGUCCUGCUUGGUUACACUCUGCUACACUGUAGGUACAGAGAGUUCAAGGCUCCUCCCAAAAAAUGCUGAGUUUCUGCUUAACCCUCCCGUUGUCCUAGGGUCAAAAUGACCCGCCACUGUGUUGAACCAACUUUAUUUAAUUUUUAUAUUUUUGGGAUCAUUUGUGAGAAGGAGGCAGUGAGACUUUAAAGAAAGUAUCACUGCCUCCUUCUCACAAAUGAUCCCAAAAAUAUAAAAAUUAAAUAAAGUUGGUUCAACACAGUGGCGGGUCAUUUUGACCCUAGGACAACGGGAGGGUUAAUAGAGUUUCAUGCUAAAUAAUUAAAUAAAUGUCAGAAAUGUAGAUUGUGGUUUUUUAAUGACAUAAGACAUUUACUUCUGCUCUGGACUGAAUGUUGAAUGUUACUUUACAGGUUAUGCAAUAGAUGGCUAUAUCUGAUCAGCAUCAUGCAAAUUAUCAUGAAAUUGUUGAUUAGAUUAGUGAAGCACAUAGCACACAUGUUACAUAAGCCAUGCCGAACAGACAGAGGAUUUAAGUUAGUUAUACAAGCCAAGGCCUGGACUGGUGUGGGUCUCUUUAAAAUCCACUCAUACUGACUCAAUGUUUACUCCAAAACUGACAGCCCUAGCCUACAUGAUUGUUUUAAAAGUGUUUCUAGUCGAAGCUCAUUUAUUUGGUGGUUUCUCCUCAAGAACACUUCAGCAGUUUUCCUGACCAAUCAAUACUGUGUUUUAGGAACGAUUGAGUAAAUAUACCUCUCCCAGAGGCCUUUGAGUUGUUUGAAAACAGGCUUCCAGCUGCUCUUGUCUGAAAUCGCCACAUAUCAUAAUGAAUACUGUGUUUCAGUUUUCCCCUCAUUUGAAUACAAAGCAGGAUUCAUUAAUUGGUCAAGCAGUUAUUUGUAACUUGUGUAGCUUUCAAAGAAAGCAUAACAUAGGAUAUACUGUAGUGUUGGGGGGUACAUGACUGUCUACCUUUCCACUGAUGCAAAUACCAGUGUCAGUAGCUGGCUCAGGUUUUUGAAUGUUUCUCUUAUCUGCCCUUCACAGUCACAACAGCAAGACCACCACUUGGCUGGACCCCCGCCUGGCCAAGAAAGCCAAGCCCCCAGAGAAGUGUGAGGAUGGAGGUAAGGCUUCAGGACCUUAGUGGACCAUACAUACAGGAAGCACUUACAGCUACCAGUACUACUACUACUACUACCACUACUACUACUACUAGUAUACACAUGUAGUUUUACACAUGGGUAUGCCCCUCAGCCCCUGCAUUAUUUCACAUAUACAGAGAGCUCAUCAAAUAUACAUGACUAUGUUUCUAUACAGAUAGGAUUGUCAAUGCCCUCAGAAAGUAUUAACACCCCUUGACUUUUUCCACAUUUUGUUGUGUUACAGCCUGAAUUUAAAAUGGAUUACAUUUAGAUUGUUUUGUCACUGACCUACACACAAUACCCCAUAAUGUCAAAGUGGAAUUAUGUUUAUUUUAAUUUUAUUCUAUUUAAUUAAAAAUGAAAAGCUGAAAUGUACAACUUUGCUUAACAAGUCACAUAAUAAGUUGCAUGGACUCACUCUGUGUGCAAUAAUUGUGUUUAACAUGAUUUUUGAUGACUACCUCAUCUUUGUACCCCACACAUACAAUUACCUGUAAGGUCCCUCAGUCGAGUAGUGAAUUUCAAACACUGAUUCAACCACAAACACCAGGGAGGUUUUCCAAUGCCUCGCAAAGAAGGGCACCUAUUGGUAGAUGGUUAAAAAAAAAGAUGGGUAAAAAAAAGCAGACAUUGAAUAUCCCUUUGAGCAUGUUGAAGUUAUUAAUUAUACUUUGGAUUGUGUAUCAAUACACCCAAUUUACUGCAAAUGUACAGGCGUCCUUCCUAACUCAGUUGCCGGAGAGGAAGGAAACCACUCAGGGAUUUCACCAUGAGGCCAAUGGUGACUUUAAAACAGUUACAGAGUUUAAUGGCCGUGAUAGGAGAAAACUGAGGAUGGAUCAACAACAUUGUAGUUACUUCACAAUACUAACCGAGUGAAAACAGAGUGAAAAUAAGGAAGCCUGUACAGAAUAAAAAUAUUCCAAAACAUGCAUCCUGUUUGCAACAAGGCAUUAAAGUAAUACUGCAAAGAAAUGUGGCAAAGCAAUUUACUUUUUGUCCUGAAUUCAAAGUGUUAUGUAUGGGGCAAAUCCAAUACAACACAUUACUGAGUACCCCUCUCCAUAUUUUCAAGCAUAGUGAUAGCUGCAUCCUGUUUUGGGUAUGUUUGUAAUCUUUAAGGACCGGGGAGUUUUUCAGGAUAAAAAAGAAAUGAAAUAGAGCUAAGCACAGGCAAAGUCCUAGAGGAAAACCUGGUUCAGUCUGCUUUCCUCCAAACAAUGGGAGAUUAAUUCACCUUUCAGCAGGACAAUAACCUAAAACACAAGGCCAAAUCUACACAGGAGUUGCUUACCAAGAAGACAGUGAAUGUUCCUGAGUGGCCGAGCUACAGUUUCAACUUAAAUCUUGUCACGUACGUUAAGGAACGGGACGGACCAAGGUGCAGCGUGAAAGGCGUAUAUAUUUAUUAAAGAAUAAACACACGACACAGUAACCAAAAUAACAAAAAUUAACCGUGACGGUCCAAAGGCUAACACACAAGCCUAACACAGGAACACAACAAAAACCCACAACACAGGCAGGAAAACUGGCUGCCUAAGUAUGAUCCCCAAUCAGAGACAACGAGCAACCGCUGCCUCUGAUUGGGAACCACACCCGGCCAAACAUAGAAAUACAAACCUAGAAAUUCACACCCUGACCAAACUAGCUAGAGUUCUAUAGGCCAGGGCUUGACAAAUCUACUAGAAAAUCUAUGGCAAGACCUGAAAUGGUUGUCUAGCAAUGAUCAACAACCAAUUUGACAGAGCUUGAAGAAUUCUGAAAAGAAUAAUGGGCAAAUGUUGCACAAUCCAGGUGUGGAAAGCUUUUAGAGACUUACCCAGAAAGACUCACAGCUGUAAUUGCAUGAUGUACAGUACAGCAGCCAUUCCAGCCAGGCUGCCUGCAAAAACUGCAAAAUGUCAGUGUUUUUUUUUUUCCAUGCCCAUUUUCUCAUGCUUAACUUCCCUGGUAGGAGGAAAAUAAAGCAAACUUGUUAUUCGUCUUAUACCUGGAAACCCCAGUGAAAUGGUUAUGUCGCCCAACUGUAAUGUGUGCAUAAGCAUUGUGUCUAGUGUCUGCUGGUCUCUUCUCAUCACUAUGCCCUGUUAUCCUGCAGUGCUGUACAUGUGCAUUUUUUGUGUUAUAGUAGUUGAACACAAUGCAUCUCUUCUUGUAUCCACAGAGCUUCCGUAUGGCUGGGAGGAAAUAGAGGACCCACAGUAUGGAACAUAUUAUGUAGAGUAAGUCUGUUCACUCUGCCACCACAUCUAUAUCUGAGAGAUACUACACCACAUAUUCCCCAGCAAUACCAUAGAUCAUAAACUAACCAUAGGUACAGUAUACAUUAUGUAUACACUACCAGUCAAAAGUUUGGACAUGUUGUAUAAUGAUUAGAAGACAGGCGCAGGAAUACGUAUUAGGUUUUUUUAUUACUCCACCCAACACAAGGUAUGGCAUGAAAAACGACGGGGACGAAGCCCAAAUCAAACACGUACAGUGGGAAGAACAAGUAUUUGAUACACUGCCGAUUUUGCAGGUUUUCUUACUUACAAAGCAUGUAGAGGUCUUUACUUUUUAUCAUAGGUACACUUCAACUGUGAGAGACGGAAUCUAAAACAAAAAUCCAGAAAAUCACAUUGUAUGAUUUUUAAGUAAUUAAUUUGCAUUUUAUUGCAUGACAUAAGUAUUUGAUCACCUACCUACCAGUAAGAAUUCCGUCUCUCACAGACCUGUUAGUUUUUCUUUAAGAAGCCCCCCUGUUCUCCACUCAUUACCUGUAUUAACUGCACCUGUUUGAACUCGUUACCUGUAUAAAAGACACCUGUCCACACACUCAAUCAAACAGACUCCAACCUCUCCACAAUGGCCAAGAUCAGAGAGCUGUGUAAGGACAUCAGGGAUAAAAUUGUAGACCUGCACAAGGCUGGGAUGGGCUACAGGACAAUAGGCAAGCAGCUUGGUGAGAAGGCAACAACUGGAAGAAAAUGGAAGAAGUUCAAGAUGACGGUCAAUCACCCUCGGUCUGGGGCUCCAUGCAAGAUCUCACCUCGUGGGGCAUCAAUGAUCAUGAGGAAGGUGAGGGAUCAGCCCAGAACUACACGGCAGGACCUGGUCAAUGACCUGAAGAGAGCUGGGACCACAGUCUCAAAGAAAACCAUUAGUAACACGCUACGCCAUCAUGGAUUAAAAUCCUACAGCGCACGCAAGGUCCCCCUGCUCAAGCCAGCGCAUGUCCAGGCCCAUCUGAAGUUUGCCAAUGACCAUCUGGAUGAUCCAGAGGAGGAAUGGGAGAAAGUAAUGUGGUCUGAUGAGACAAAAAUAUAGCUUUUUGGUCUAAACUCCACUCGCCAUGUUUGGAGGAAGAAGAAGGAUGAGUACAACCCCAAGAACACCAUCCCAACCGUGAAGCAUGGAGAUGGAAACAUAAUUCUUUGGGGAUGCUUUUCUGCAAAGGGGACAGGACGACUGCACCGUAUUGAGAGGAGGAUGGAUGGGGCCAUGUAUCGCGAGAUCUUGGCCAACAACCUCCUUCCCUCAGUAAGAGCAUUGAAGAUGGGUCGUGGCUGGGUCUUCCAACGACCCGAAACACACAGCCAGGGCAACUAAGGAGUGGCUCUGUAAGAAGCAUCUCAAGGUCCUGGAGUGGCCUAGCCAGUCUCCAGACCUGAACCCAAUAGAAAAUCUUUGGAGUGAGCUGAAAGUCCGUAUUGCCCAGCGACAGCCCCGAAACCUGAAGGAUCUGGAGGAUGUAUGGAGGAGUGGGCCAAAAUCCCUGCUGCAGUGUGUGCAAACCUGGUCAAGACCUACAGAAAACGUAUGAUCUCUGUAAUUGCAAACAAAGGUUUCUGUACCAAAUAUUAAGUUCUGCUUUUCUGAUGUAUCAAAUACUUAUGUCAUGCAAUAAAAUGCAAAUUAAUUACUUAAAAAUCAUACAAUGUGAUAUUCUGGAUUUUUGUCCUCUACAUGCUUUGUAAGUUGGAAAACCUGCAAAAUCGGUAGUGUAUCAAAUACUUGUUCUCCCCACUGUAUAUGCACUACCGGUGAAACAUUUUAGAACACCUACUCAUUCCAGGGUUUUUCUUUAUUUUUACUAUGUUCUACAUUGUAGAGUAAUAGUGAAGACAUCAAAACUAUGAAAUAACAAAGUGUUAAACAAAUAUUUUAUAUUUGAGAUUCUUCAAAAAGCCACCCUUUGCCUUGAUGACAGCUUUGCACACUCUUGGCAUUCUCUCAACCAGCUUCAUGAGGUAGUCACCUGGAAUGCAUUUUAAUUAACAGGUGUUCCUUCUUAAAAGUUCAUUUGUGGAAUGUCUUUCCUUCUUAAUGCGUUUGAGCCAAUCAGUUGUGUUGUGACAUGGUAGGGGGGUAUACAGAAGAUAGCCCUAUUUGGUAAAAUACCAAGUCCAUUUUAUGGCAAGAACAGCUCAAAUAAGCAAAGAGAAACAACAGUCCAUCAUUAAUUUAAGACAUGAAGGUCAGUCAAUAAGGAACAUUUCAAGAACUUCGAAAGUUUCUUCAAGUGCAGUUGCAGAAACCAUCAAGCGCUAUGAUGAAACUGGCUCUCAUGAGGACCGCCACAGGAAUGGAAGACCCAGAGUUACCUUUGCUGCAGAGGAUAAGUUCGUUAGAGUUACCAGCCUCAGAAAUUGCAGCCCAAAUAAAUGCUUCACAGAGUUCAAGUAACUGACACAUCUCAACAUCAGAGGAGACUGUGUGAAUCAGGCCUUCAUGGUCAAAUUGCUGCAAAGAAACCACUACUAAAGGACACCAAUAAGAAGAAGAGACUUGCUUGGGCCAAGAAAAAUGACCAAUGGACAUUAGACCGGUGGAAAUUUGUCCUUUGUUCUGGUCUCCAAAUUGGAGAUUUUUGGUUCAAACCGCCGUGGCUUUGUGAGACACGGUGUGGGUGAACGGAUGAUCUCCGCAUGUAUAUUUCCCACCGUAAAGCAUGGAGGAGGAGGUGUUGUGGUGUGGGGGCACACUUAACCAGCAUGGCUACCACAGCAUUUUGCAGUGAUACACCAUCCCAUCUGAUUUCGGCUUAGUGGGACUAUCAUUUGUUUUUCAACAGGACAAUGACCCAACACACCUCCAGGCUGUAUAAGGGCUAUAUUACCAAGAAGGAGAGUGAAGGAGUGCUGCAUCAGAUGACCUCCACAAUCCCCCGACCUCAACACAAUUGAGAUGGUUUUGGAUGAGUCGGACCGCAGAGUGAAGGAAAAGCAGCCAACAAGUGCUCAGCAUAUGUGGGAACUCCUUCAAGACUGUUGGAAAAGCAUUACAGGUGAAGCCAGUUGAGAUAAUGCCAAGAGUGUGCAAAGCUGUCAUCAAGGCAAAGGGUGGCUAUUUGAAGAAUCUCAAAUAUAAAAUAUAUUUUGAUUUGUUUAACACUUUUUUGGUUACUACAUGAUUCCAUGUUUGUUAUUUCAUCGUUUUGAUGUCUUCACUAUUAUUCUACAAUGUAGAAAAUAGUAAAAAUAAAGAAAAACCCUGCAAUGAGUAGGUGUGUCCAAACUUUUGACUGAGACUGUGGAUAGCAGGGAUACCAUGUGUUACUAGACAUGUGGUGUACUGCUAGGGAACCAUCAAUUUGAGAACAAUACUAUUCCAUGAUCAAGACUCUUGUAUUGGUUUUUCAGUGGGUGGUAAACUGAAGCUCUGUUGGUAACAUCACAUUCACCCGGGUGAAAACACAGCAAUGUUUGUGAGUCUGAGUGUCUGUGUACAGAAGGUGUGUGUGUUCAGGCUGCCCCAGCAGGACAUCUCUGAAACCCAGCCAUUAUAGCAGCAGUAGAGAUAGGAGGAGGGUUGUGAGAGUUAUCAAGGAUGGAAGGAGAGGUACAGGAGGCUGUUGUGAUGAAAAGGAAAUUAAACGCUGCUUUUUUUUAUUACUGGUAUUGCAUAAGGAUCCCUCAUAGGUAGAGGCUGUGGGGGGAGAGAGAGGAACUCAUACUGUUUGUUUCAAAAGCAAAUGUACGGGGACUUUUUGCUGCCGGUGUUCCAGUUCAAAAUGAACUCUGUAAAACAAUGGUUUUGUUAUGCCAGAGGGACAGACUGUUUACAUUGUUAAAGAGAAGAAGAAGUAGUCAGGAGUUAUCUAGUUCUAUUCAACUGGUAACAUGGAAUCACUGGUUACUUUAAUAAUUGAACACUAGUCACUUUAAUAAUGUUUACGUACUGUUUUACUAAUUUCAUAUGUAUAUACUGUAUUCUAUUGUAUUUUAGUCAAUGCCACUCCGACAUUUCUUGUCCUAAUAUGUAUAUAUUUCUUCAUCCCAUUCUUUUACUUUUAGAUUGUGUGUAUUGUUGUGAAUUGUUAGAUAUUACUGCACUGUUGGAGCUAGGAACACAAGCAUUUCACUACACCCGCAAUAACAUCUGCUAAAUAUGUGUAUGUGACCAAUAACAUUUGAUUUGAUUUGAUUUGAACAACAUAACCAUUAGGCAUAGACAUAAAGAGGACACUAACCACCUUGUCUCUGUAUAGACUUGUAAUCAACAGCUCACAGAAGAAACACUGGGAAAGCUAUCUAAAAAUACCUAUUGUUAAUGGAUUGAGAAUUAAUGUAUGGUACCUUCUAUCACCCCAGUGCAUUCUAAGACAUACUAUAACCAUUCAUAACAGUGCUUUCAUCAUGAAUAACACACAGGUGGUCUGCAGAAUUACACACAGAUGGUUCAUGGGAGCUUGUAUGUGUCUGUGUCAGUAAAUUGGUGUCUACAAUUUUAAUCACAUAAUAGAUUGUUUCUGUUUCAGUCACAUCAACCAGAGAACUCAGUUUGAGAACCCAGUCCUGGAGGCUAAGAGGAAGCUGAGCCAGGAGACUACUGCCUCUAUCCAGCAGGGGGGACCACCUCCCACAGGUAAACAUUACUCACCUCACUUUGUCUUCACCUCACUCCUUCAGCUCUGGAUAGCUUUCUUAAGGCUGUUAUAUCUAAACUGAGACUGAAAUAAACUCCAUAAUGAGCUUCCAUGAUUGCAUGUUGACCUCCUACAUCUCAGUCAUUCUGUGUUGUGUUGAAUAGGUUUGCAGUGGUGGAAAAUGUAACAGCCAUGUCCUCGCUCAAGGUUGUAGGAGAGAUGUCAUGUCAAGUGUCAUCAUGCACGAAUAGCCAUGUAUGAUCUACUCUGUCCAAGGGAAGACCAGUUCUCUAUACUCACACCAGGGUUGGCAUGGAACAAAAGCCACUCUUCUGCCAUAAUAAACAAUAUGAACUAAAUAUGCUUUCAUUACAGUGGAUGUAUAAUACAUGACAGCGCAGGGAGUACAGAUUGACAUUCGUGUCCUCCUGCUGAGGAGUUCACCAAUGGGUUGGUUGAGAGGAGGAGGGAAGGGGAGUGGCUGUGACAGCUGCUGGAACAGCACAUCUUAAUAAGGGCCAAGCAUAACAAGACAUCUCUCAACUAGUUAACUUGCUACUACUAGCCAGGUGGGGAGGGACUGAGACAGCCAUCUCCCCUGUGAUUGCACAAUGUUGUGGGUUGUCAGACGGUUACUAUGAUAUAACCAAAACAACGGCAGUUGCACCUCAGGCUAGCUCGAGGUUUCCAAGCCCACAGAUUCCCAGAGCAACUAAUGCAACAUAAAGGCCUGUCUGCAGUGUUUACCAAAGAUCUGAGUGGAGACCAUUUCAUCAGACCUCAACUUGGAUUGAAAUUUUUGAAAUUCCUAAAGGUCCCUUACUUCCCCAACCAACAGUCAUCUUCAACAACAUGAUCUUGACGUACAGAUUCCCACAGUGCAGUACUACACCUUCUGAACCUACUGACCAUGGUCUAUGACUGCAUUGUUGACAUUAAAACUUGAAACUGAAACUAUGUAUCAGACCAGACCAUGGCUGUUUAGGUGAUAUGGUUGCUGGUAGGGCUGGCACAAUUACUGUAUAACCGUUUAACCGACGGUUAUGGAUGAAAACCGUAAUGAAAAUAAAAUAACCGUCAUAACCGCGCGUGUGUGUGUGUGUGUGUGUGUGUGUGUGUGUGUGUGUGUGUGCAGCAGCAGCACACAUAGAAUUCCAGCACAUGCAGUCAGGAGCGGAGGAGAUGAGAAAAUGUGCUAAAAACAUAUGCAAUUCAAACAGUUAUUACGGUAAUGCUGUCAUUUGGCUGGCCAAUUACCGUCAUACAAAAUUCCAUGAUCGUCACAGUCCUAGUUGCUGGUUCAUUUGAGGUGAAUGCCUAUGAGAAGCUCUUUAAGCAGUGUUUUGACAAGGCUCCCCACUCCAACCUGCCUAGAGAACCCACACUAGAGCCCUGAUAAUCCCUCAGCAUUUCAACUAGACUGACACUGACAAGCCUUAUAUGGCUCUUAUUCAGUCUCCACCAUUUUAACCACUAACAGCAGCUUCAUUUUAAUUACAUGAACAAGAAUGUCUGUGGUCAUGUUGACUGAUGUCUGUGGUGAAUUAUACCAAACAUUAUACACAUCAUGGCUGUUGAGGAUGAUUUGGGUUCCUCUGUUCUGGCCUUCAAAUGUUAUCAGAGAGAUCUCUGGAGUCUAAUACACACAUGCACGCACGCACGCACACACGCACACGCACACACACACACACCUUAGACAUACGCAAAAUGACAGAUAGGUUAUCACAGUUUGAAUGAGUUCAAGCAAUUUGAAUGUGAUUAUGUAAAUGAGAUUGUCUUGAUCCAUUGAACAGGACAGCUAGAGUCCAUCCACACGGUAUUAAAUCCCCCUCAGCUCUGAGCUGCUCUAUGGGCCAUACAGAACCAUACAGUCACAACAGGGCUGCUUUGCUCAAUCAUAUAGGACUGGAAUGCAUCGCAAUGCCACCAGAGACAGUGAAGCAGGGAGAAAAGAAGCUGUGCUUCUGCUAUAAAGUGCUGAUAGGACAGAAAAGCUCAGCUGGCCCAUUUGAUGCAGUAUAACCCUGACAGCCUGUUAUUUACUGGACUGUGUGUCCACAGUCGUGCAAGGGGAUAUUUAUGCUGCCAAUGACCUUAUGUUGUUCCUUACUAAAGUUAUAAAAGGCUCCCCUGACAAACCUAUUUUUCUGACUCACUGGCUCUUUAGGGAGAAAAUGAAAAAGGACCUCAUGCCUAACUGAACAAUUUCCGAGGUGUUAUGUCACUGUUUGAAUCAACAGCAUGUUAAUGAAUUCUACAAUUCACAUCAGACAAAUGAUUAAGCUACUAAAGCUGUCAUUUAAUAUUUUGUCUGUAAAUGUUUUAGUUAUCAUACAGGGCAGUGUUUUACUCAAAGCAAAUAUGACUAUUGAUUAGAAAACAGGACAGCUUGCUGUGUUGACCUGGCAGGAAAGUUCUUGUUGCAUUGUGGUUAAUUGCUAACAAAAAUACAUAUCAGGAUGUUCGAAGAGCUUUUAGUUAUACUGUAGUGAGCAAUAUUGUACCUUACUUGAGAGAGUUUGUGAUGAGUGUGGUGAAAAGAGUCAGGCGCAGGAGGGUAAUCACCGAAUACAGAGUUUAUUCCUUAGUUGACACACAAAUGUGCUCCAAUAGCGAUGAACGAAACAGGCACAGGGGAAACAAUCAUCCCUGGCAAAUACACUGUAACGGAAUCCAAUAAUACACAGGCACAGGGGAAAAUCUACCCUGGCAACACAAUGUUACGAGUAGCUCCACGAGCUACAUUACUCUCACAAUUAACAAUCACCCACAAGGACAAGGGGGCAGAGGGAACACUUAUACACAAACUAAUUAGGGGAUAGGAACCAGGUGUGUGUGAUUAACAAGACGAGACAAUUGUGAUGAUGAUUGGGGCGGCAGUGAUUAGUAAGCCGGUGAUGACGAACGCCGAAGCCUGCCCGAACAAGGAGGGGAGGCAGCCUCGGCCGAAAUCGUGACAGUACCCCCCCCCCUUGACGCGCAGCUCCAGCAGCGUGCCGACCCCGGCCUCUGGGACAGCCAGGAGGACGCGGAGCAGGGCGAGCCGGAUGGCAACGGUGGAAAUCCAGCAACAGGGAGGGAUCGAGGAUAUCCCUCACUGGGACCCAGCACCGUUCCUCCGGACCAUACCCCUCCCACUCCACGAGGUACUGAAGGCCCCCCACCCGACGCCUCGAAUCCAGGAUGGAGCGGACAGAGUACGCCGGGGCCCCCUCGAUGUCCAGAGGAGGUGGAGGAACCUCCCACACCUCAGACUCCUCGAGCGGACCAACCACCACCGGCCUGAGGAGAGACACAUGAAAAGAGGGGUUAAUACAGUAAUCAGGGGGGAGUAACAACCUAUACGUAACCUCGUUGAUCCUCCUCAGGACUUUGAACGGCCCACAAACCGUGGGCUCAGCUUCCGGCAGGGCAGGCGGGGGGGCAGAUUCCGGGUCGAGAGCCAGACCCGAUCCCCCGGUGACGGUCAGCGUUGGCCUUCUGACGAUGCAGGGCGCGCUGGAGGUGAACGUGGGCAGUGUCCCACGUCUCCUCCGCGUGCCGAAACCAGUCAUCCACCGCAGGAGCCUCGGUCUGGCUCUGGUGCCAUGGUGCUAGAACCGGUUGGUAACCUAAAACACAUUGAAAUGGUGUUAGGUUAGUAGAGGAGUGGCGGAGAGAGUUCUGGGCAUAUUCUGCCCAUGGCAAGAACACCGACCACUCCCCCGGCCUGUCCUGGCAGUAGGACCGCAGGAACCUCCCCACAUCCUGAUUUACUCGUUCCACCUGCCCAUUUGCCUCGGAGUGGAACCCAGAGGUCAGGCUGACCGAGACCCCCAGACGUUCCAUGAACGCCUUCCAAACCUUGGACGUGAACUGGGGACCUCGGUCGGACACUAUAUCCUCGGGCAUCCCGUAGUACCGGAAGACGUGCGUAAACAGGGCCUCCGCAGUCUGCAGGGCCGUGGGGAGACCGGGCAGAGGAAGGAGGCGGCAGGACAUGGAGAAGCGGUCCACAACGACCAGGAUGGUGGUGUUACCUUGGGAGAGGGGAAGAUCAGUCAGAAAAUCAAUACUAAGUUGAGACCAUGGUCGUUGUGGAACUGGUAACGGUUGUAGCUUACCCGCUGGGAGGUGCCUAUGUGCCUUACUCUGGGCACACACCGAGCAGGAGGAGACAUUCACCCUCACGUCCUUAGCCAAGGUAGGCCACCAGUACUUUCCGCUCAAGCAGCGCACAGUACGACCGAUACCUGGGUGACCAGAGGAGGGUGACGUGGGUGCCCAGCAGUGGCGGCUCCUGAAAAAAUUCUCAGGGGGGGCAAUUUUUCUGAUGAUUUAGGUGACCUACACACAUUUUAAAAAAGAUAUGUCCAGCAACAACAUGAAGACAGGGGCAGCAUAUAAGUCAAUACCAGAAGCAUUUAUUGACUGAUCUCAAAAGUGUUGGCUUACCAGGGUUGGUGGAGCCCUCAGUUUCAUCUUUGCCUCGCAAAGCUAACUCAAACACUCCGCAAAACUUCACACACUGGAUUAGCCGGCUGAGGAUGUGGCGGUUCUUGCUAAUGUCGUAGUAAAUAUAUUUGUUAUAGUGAAUAUGGAAUAUGAUAUGUUGAGUAAAAUGUUGUGCUAAGAUCUAUUUAGGUCAGGAGCUGGUUAUAAGUUCUGUUCCUAUCCAAUAACAAUGGACAAAAGGGUCCUAUCUUGUCAGCCUUGUCAGUUUCAGUUCUCCAGUAAACUUGUGAUUAUCAACACUAACCUCAUCGUUGUGGCGGCGGACAGCUAGCCUGUAUCCCUCAUCCAGUUGAGUGGGAAUGUUCACUCUCCCCAAAGCAGACAAUCUCAAACAGCUAUCCAUGUGGGUCUUUGACAGCUCAUGUUUCUUAAUCUUUCCUGAAAGAUGGUGCAUGUCCGUUACACACCAGUCGCUGUCCAAGCGGUGCUGUCUGCCGUGCCGCCUUCAGGGUGAAAGAGUAAGCAGGGGGUAGCAGAAGACUGCAUUAGCUACAUCGCAGCCUGCUAGCCAGGUUUUUCGUUCGUACCAAUUUUUGGAAAAUCCUCGGGUGUAGGACUUCCCCCCUUUAGUAGAAACCUGUUGAAUUAUUAAAUUUGGUCUGGGAGGUCCUAAUUGUUUCGUUGCCAAUUUAUCUUCAUUUGUUCGCCGACAAAAAGGAACUUCUUUCAAAGACACAAUCGAGUUGCACUGAAGCCUAGCCAUUUUGAUAGUAGUAGUGAAUUGAUUGACGAGGCUACCCGCUCUUUUCUUAGUUACGUUCAUGGUUAUGUUACGUAUGACGAAAGCGCGUAAGUGCAAGCCCUCAGAAACCCAUAGAGAUUGUAUUGAAAGCUCUGAUAUUUGAAAAAAAUAGAUUUUACAUGGGAGUCUAUGACAGACUUCUGGGCGAUUUUCAACCUGACUGAAAUCGCCCCAAAAGGGGGGGGGGCCAUUUGAAGCACGACUUUAGCCUGAUUGGACAUUUAGUGGCACUGUGGCAGAUCAGACGUCUAGAUUACAACACUGAUAACUACUGUUGCCGUGAUAUAAUUGAUUAGAAAAAAAAUCCCUUCCUUUUCCCGUUUGGCAGUGCGUCGCCCAUAUCGCCCUAUUGAACACACCGCCCCUGGUGCCCAGAAGAUCAGACGAUCACGGAUAAGAGCAGGUGUAUUGUCCCUUUGUGCCACCAGAGUGGCACUGUCGCUGUCCUCCUCCGCUCUCUCGGCCGGCGGCUCCACCUAGCUCCAUCGGCUCGGGAUCCGAGUCGUCCGGGGUGGAAACGGGCAGAUCCGACGUCCUCUGGAUGCCAGCAAGUUGUCCAAACAAAUGGCCAUGUUGUCCUUCAACAAACUGGUGGACAUGGUGUCCCGGUAGGCUAGCUCCCGUUGGACGUCCUCCCGCAGAUGGCACCGGAAAUGGUCGAUCAGGGCCCACUCGUUCCACCCGGACCCCGCUGCCAGCGUCCGAAACUACAAUGCGAAGUCCUGCGCGGUCCUCGUCCCCUGCCUCAGGUGGACCAGCCGCUCGCCCACCUCUCGACCCUCGGGCAAGUGAUCAAAGACCGCCCGAAAGAGGCGAGCGAACUCCCUGUAGUCCUCCAACGCGGCUCCUCCUUCGUUCCACACCGCAUUGGCCCACUCCAGGGCUUUCCCACAGAGGCAGGAAACGAGGACGGACACCUUCUCCCGCUCCGAUGGCGCCGGCCUGAUGCUGGCGAAGUAAAGCUCCAAUUGGAGGAGGAAUCCCUGGCACAGCGCCGCCGUCCCAUCAAAUGCCCGUGGUCGGGAUAUCUGGAUCCCUCCGGGUGCUGGGGUGUAGGUGGCUGGAUCCGCUUGGCCAGCUGGUCUCGACAGAUCGGGUCCUCUUCUCUCCAGGCGUUGGACAACCUGAAGAACCCGAUCCAUCGCUUCCCCCAAGCUGGCCAGCAUCGUGGAAUGCUCCUGGACCUGUGCCACGACUCCAGGCAUGCGCUCUUCUCCCGCUGACUCCAUAGCGGGUGGGUGAUUCUGUGAUGAGUGUGGUGAAAAGAGUCAGGCGCAGGAGGGUAUUCACCGAAUACAGAGUUUAUUCCUUCGUUGACACACAAAUGCGCUCCAAUAGCGAUCAACGAAACAGGCACAGGGGAAAAUCUACCCUGGCAACACAAUGUUACGAGUAGCUCCACCGAGCUACAUUACUCUCACAAUUAACAAUCACCCACAAGGACAAGGGGGCAGAGAGGGAACACUUAUACAGACUAAUUAGGGGAUAGGAACCAGGUGAAUGUGAUUGACAAGACGAGACAAUGGGAUGAUGAUUGGGGCGGCAGCGGUUAGUAAGCCGGUGAUGACGAACGCCGAAGCCUGCCCAAACAAGGAGGGGAGGCAGCCUCGGACGAAGUCGUGACAGAGUUGCUAUUUUUGUUAACGUUUGAAACGUUGUCUUGAGGUUGUUACUUUGUUACUAUGUUGUUGUUUGUCACACCUUAUUUAGCUAUGCAACUUGCUCUGACACUCCCAAUGUUACACACUCACAUUGCAGGUGAGCAGGUUGCGUCAGGCUUCACCCCAGACCCGUCCCAGCUGCAGGGAGAGAUGUUCCACACUGCUCUGAAGAAGAGCUCCCAGGGCUUUGGUUUCACCAUCAUCGGGGGCGACCGCCAUGAUGAGUUCCUGCAGGUGAAGAAUGUCCUCAGCGACGGCCCUGCUGCCAACAACAAAAAGAUUGCCUCCGGUGAGUAGUACACUGCUGCGCUGAGCUGUGGAGAGCCACACACUUUCACCAAAUCAAAAGACAGCUAGUGAACCUAAUGAAAGGCAUGUUGGUCCCAAUAGAGGGACUGCACUUACCCUAACACUUCCCUAAGAGAUGCAAUAGAAAGAAAGAGCAAGAAUUUCAUUUUCAAGGGGAUCAUUCUGGAGCAGGACAGGUUAUGGUGGAUUCUGUGUGAAGCCCUGUAUCUCUGUUGCACACUCUGAUAUUCCUUUAGCUUUGAGGCUGUCUGGGGCUCUGCAUCCUCAGCAGCUUUGCUUGUGUGAGCUGUGAAACCAACAUGCCUUUCCUGUUUGACGGCGGUUGCUGUUCUCUGAGCUGGCCGUCAGGGUGAGAUGUAAAGGAAACAUACUCAGCUCUCUCCUAAUGAUCUGCCUGGAAGCACCGCAAGUUGAGGUCUGUUAGAACACAUCAUGGCAAGAGAGGGAGCAGAGGAGGGGGGGAGGGAAGGAGGGAAGUGGCAGGAAGAAGGGAGGUAAGUAGGACAUGAGAUGAAAGGGAUGGGGAGAGAUGGGAGGACGAAGGAAUGUGGAGAAGAGGGGGUGGCACCUGUUUGACAGUCAUGUCGAAUAGAGGACUUUCUGAUAAUGAUGAUCCAACUGAAAAAUAAUUCAGUCCGUUACAAACAAGAGAGUCACCUAGCUAACAAGCUACUAUAUUGCCAUAACAACCAUUACAUUUUCCAUGGGUAAGUCUGUAUAGUUUUACUGUUUACUAAGGCUAGUUCCUCUCUCUCUCUCUCUCUCUCUCUCUCUCUCUCUCUCUCUCUCUCUCUCUCUCUCUCUCUCUCUCUCCUCUCCCUAUCUCUCUCCAUUCCUUCUCUCUCCUCUCCCUCUCCCUCUCUGGUCUCCCCCCGCCAGGCGAUGUGAUCGUGGAGAUCAACGGGACGUGUGUGCUGGGGAAGACCCACCCUGAAGUGGUGCAGAUGUUCCAGUCCAUCCCAGUGAGUCAGUAUGUUGACAUGGUGCUGUGCCGCGGCUACCCGCUGCCCCCAGACGUGGAGCCAGACAGUGAGGACCCCCCUCCCCCACCUUCUCAACCCCUGCAGGGGGGCGAGGUGGUGACGGCCGUGCCCCUCAUCAACGGCCAGCCCCUGCUGGUGAAGGGCGACGUGCUGCAUGGCUCCUCCCAGGAGCUUCACUACGUCACCACCGAUGCCAGCGGACGGCCCGUGGUGGCCGCCCUGCCCAACGGGAGGCGUCCUGAGCAGGGGGGAACAGGUAUGUUGCAGCCCGAACUUGUGAGCGUGCACCUGGUGAAGGGCCCAGGCGGGUUUGGGUUUGCCAUCGCAGACUGCCCCCUGGGCCAGAAGGUGAAGAUGAUUCUGGAUGCCCAGUGGUGCCGCGGCCUGCUGAAGGGAGACGUGAUCAAGGAGAUCAACCGUCAGAACGUGCAGACACUGAGCCACGCCCAGGUGGUGGACAUCCUCAAAGACCUGCAGGUGGGGAGUGAGGUCAACGUGCUGGUGCUCAGAGGAGGUGAGUCUUAUUAACGCUGACUUGUGUUACAUAACACUAACACUGUGACUGUACUGCUGCUGCAUGUUACUGUUGCCAUGGCAUUAGUGUGAUACAGUGAUAUCACUGUCAGUGUGACCUCAACAGUGUCCCUGAGUAGGGAGGUCAAUGUGCUGAUACUGACAGGAGGUGAGAGAGUGGGUCAACUAUCACUCACUCUCUCACACACACACACACACACACACACACACACACACGCACUAUGUUAUAAAAUGUUGGUGAUGUCACUGUGUCUGCUGUAGGUGAACACGAGGGACUGUUGCCUCUUUGGCUUAAACGAUCACGUAGUAAUGACAAUUGUAGAGACCCCCUAUGCAACCCAACCCACCCUUCACAUAUACACUACAGAGGACAGACAGUUUUUACACGAUACGCGCUUCAGCACUCGGCAGUUUGAUUCUGUGAGCUUGUGUGGCCUACCACUUCGCGGCUGAGCCGUUGUUGCUCCUAGACGUUUCCACAUCAUAAUAACAGCACGUACAGUUGACCGGGGCAGCUCUAGCAGGGCAGAAAUUUGACGAACUGACUUGUUGGAAAGGUGGCAUCCUAUGACGGUGCCACGUUGAAAGUCACUGAGAUCUUCAGUAAGGCCUUUCUACUGCCAAUGUUUGUCUAUGGAGAUUGCAUGGCUGUGUGCUCGAUUUUAUACACCUGUCAGCGACAGGUGUGGCUGAAAUAGCCGAAUCCACUAAUUUGAAGGGGUGUCCACAUAUUUUUUUAUAUACUGUAUAGUGUACCUUUCACAUAUCCCCUUAAACACCUCUCUGUAUGCACAGAUCUCUGUACCACAUCUCCCUGUACAGAAUAUAUACUGUAUCUCUUCAGGCUGCUUCACAGCUUCUGCUGAGGCUCUCUCUCCAUCAGGCGUUCAUACUGCAGUCUGUUGCAGGCCUAGGAAGGGAAGUUACAUAAGCACGGGGCUCUGCUCUGCCUGCUCUGCUCCUGGAGAGAGGGAGGGGAAAGCAUCCUUCAAACGUCUCCCACAUCCAUCUCCCGCCGUCCUGGGAAAAUGGUACACAAGUCGAUGAGCUGGAUUGUCUUUGAUCAUCAUCAGAGGCUCAGAGGAUUUCUGCAUGCUUCUAUAUCCGUGGCCCUUAAAGAGCCAGAGCUAAUCGCUGUAUGGCACUGGGAGUGGGAGGCCCCAGGGGUCUCCUCCUCACGGUCCCACUCUCUUCCUCUCUCUUCCUCUCUACCCUUACACUCCCACCCUCCACCCCUCAACCCUGUGCCUCCCACCCCACACACACAGAGCAUGACCCUGCAGUCGGAGAGAGAACAUACUGCAUUUAUCUUAUCGUCUUAUUUCAUGUCCUUCAUGUCCUUGAUUCUUUACAAUGGAGCUGGAUCUCCCGGUUACACCAGGGUCCAUUAACCCUUUUACGCUUAUCAGACGAACAGUCGUCCCCUCUAGACUUCCAGAGAAGUGCAUGUUGGUGAAUCCAUUUAAUGCUGGAGCCACAUUAAGUGUGGGAACAAUCUGAGCGCGAGAGAUGGAACGUGUGGGUGUACUGUACAGUUGACAGUAGAAAGCAUUAUUGGUCAUUGGAUUUCAUGCAUGACUCUCUCUCUCUCGCUAACUCUAUGCUAUACUAGUCCUCUCUCAUUUAGGUCCCCUCUCUGUACAUAUCUCCUAUUUAUCUUUAAUAACACAGUGAUGUCAUGUUCCUUGAUGGAGUAUGCUACAGCACUGUUUUAUACCUCCUGAGUCUAGACUAUUUAAACACAGUCAUUCCUUCACCGUUCUCGUUCUCUGUUAGGGAGGCAGUGCCAUCUACUGGUUGAUGUCUCAUUGGUACAUGCUUUUCUAAACAUUCUCAUGAAUCAUCCUUGUGUUUCUCACAGGUCAGUCAUCCCCUGUGAAGAGCCUGAAGCCUGUGAGUAAAAGCAGACACUGUUCUAUAAUACUCUGUGUUUUACUAUUGUGUGCCCUGGCACUUAUCCCUCAUUUUCAUAUUAAAGCCUUUUGUCCUUGAGCUAACCAGCAAGCCCCAUUGCAUCACAUUAAAUGAUAACUACCGGUAUAAAUUUGAAUAUUGAUUAUGUUUCACACGGCCUCCUUUUGUUUGCUUUGAAAAAGGUCUUAAUUACUUCUAUUCAGCAUUCAUUUUCUCAGCCUUUUGUCUGGGGAUUUCAAUGGUAAUGAAGCACAGAGCCUCUUUAGAUAAGACUGUAUAUUCGUAUGACGGCUUUAGAUUAAGCUGGCCUUGUCCACAGAAUAAGCCUGUCAGUGCCAUAGGGAAAUAUUCUUCCGCCUGUGGAUGGUAAAUUACAUUCAAGUCCCGUUGGCCAUUGGUUUACCAUCAAGCUAGCGGGGUAAUGUGAAGGCAAUGUGGGAGCCAGCAGUGAAAUGACCUUUUGCUCCUUUAGUAUUCAAUCACCAUUACAUCCUGUGCUAUGUGUCUGGAUAAUGAGGUAUAUAUAGACUGUGUGGUCUUUAAUGUGCUCUAACUGUGCUGUGGCUGUGUCUGUGGCUCUGUGACCCCAUCAGAGGCAGGAGAUGACAGCUAGCACAGAGACUCUGGACUGUGUCACAGACUCUGUCUCCCAGGCCCUCCCCUACCACUCCAACACCUCAACCCUGCGCAACGACACGCCCAAACGGGACGCCACAGAGAUGUACCUCAAGUCCAAGGCCCUGCUGGAGAGCAAGCGUGAGUGCACAUCCACAGACAGAGUCUGGUUGUAGGAGAGGUCUAGCAGCCUUGUGCUCAGUUAUAUUCCAUCCAUAGCUCUGUAGUAGUAAAUGGAUGUCAGUGUUUCAUUUGUAUGUUCAUGACCGUCUAUUAAUGGUCACCCUACAUUUGUGGAUCCAGUAUCAAUGUGAACUAUAAGAUAAGCCUGUGAGUUCACCCUGCUGACUGGAUGAUUGAGUGGUGUUCACCUCUCUGAUACCCUAUCUAACCCCUGUAAACUGUCCACAGAGCCUCACACCAAGGACCUGGAUGUGUUCAUCAAGAGGGACCAGGAGACUGGCUUUGGUUUCCGUGUUCUGGGAGGAGAAGGUCCAGAGCAGCCAGUGAGUACCGAAGUAUGAACUUCCUCCCUGUUAGAUUAUCUUUCUACUUUUUUAACACUACGGACAGUGUUUCUUCAGUGUUUCUGACUCAGAGUGUGACUCUCUCUUUAACAGGUGUAUAUUGGUGCCAUCGUGCCCCUGGGUGCAGCUGAGAAGGAUGGGCGUCUGAGGGCUGGUGAUGAGCUCAUAGGCAUCGAUGGAAUCAUGGUCAAGGGCCGUUCCCACAAGCAGGUUCUGGACCUGAUGACCAAUGCUGCCCGCAACGGUCAGGUCAUGUUGACCGUGCGUAGGAAAGUAAUCUACAGAGGUGAGCACUCACUGACUGCCUGGAACCUCUACAUCUUGGUCACUAACACACACACUUGCAUAAACACUUGCACACACACACACACACACACGUUUGAUACUGCUCUUCAGUCUAUACUCUACAUGUGUUUUUCAAUCAGAUAUGACUGAGGAGGAGGCAGGGCUCCACAUGGCUCCAGUGUUGGUGAAUGGCUCCCCCAGACUCCCUCGUAUCCAGAUGCCCAGUGUGCUGGACCACGAGUCCUUCGACAUCACCCUCCACCGCAAGGACAGUGAGGGCUUCGGCUUCGUCAUCCUCACCUCCAAGAGCAAGCCCCCGCUAGGAGGUGAGGAUGGACCCGAUGCCUAGCACCACUGCUUAUCCCAGACACAACCAAACACACACCAGUCUCCUCUAGUUCAAGCAAGACCAAGCCAUUAUAAAUAAUAUAGCAUCGUAUCACCCAAAGUAUGAAAACAGAGUUUAAAGGAUGACUGUGAAAAGAUUAUUACUCCUAUACAAAUGAAUAAUUUAGUCCCUCACAGACCUAUUGUAUAUUUCUGACUGAAUCCAUCGAGUGGGGUUGGUGUGUUAUCAUCAGACAACUCUCUCUUUGCAGUGAUCCCUCAUAAGAUCGGACGCAUCAUCGAAGGCAGCCCCACUGACCGCUGUGGCCUGCUGAACGUGGGCGACCGCAUCUCAGCGGUCAACGGACGGUCCAUCGUGAGGCUGUCUCACAAUGACAUCGUUCAGCUAAUCAAGGAUGCUGGCAACGCUGUCACCCUCACCGUGGUCCCUGAGGAUGGUAAGCUUCACCAGUAGUAUCACCCAUGAGAUGGGACUGUGUUGGUCUCCCUGGUAUUCCCAGUCAUAUACCAAUGACUACCGUGUAGGAUGGUUGGUUUGUGUUUGUGUUAUCAUAAUGGUGUGACAUGUAUUUGUGUGUUCCAGAAUACAAGGGCCCUCCCUCUGGAGCCAGCUCAGCCAAGCAGAGCCCCGCCCUUCAGCACAGAGCUAUGGGUCAGAGGUCAGCCAUGCAGGAAGAGCGGUAAGGCCCUGAUCUAACUCAUUACUACACCAAGACAUGGAUUAAAAUCCUGCUUCAGCAGAACAACCCAGACAGAACAGCUUAAUGAUUGAUUAAAAUUGCUUUGUUCUCUGUGCCCCACAGUGGAGACACUGCUGUGCAUUAUUGAAGAUAUACAUAUAGUAGUGUGACUUAAUGCUGUUGUCUGUUCUAGGUAUAACCUAGAUCUGGAGGAGAAAAGGGAGGGAGUCACCUGGGCCGACUACAAAACACUGCCUCUGAGCGAACAGGGAACAAUGUGUGUUACAGGCCCCAAACAGGCAAGGCUCAUAUCAUUAUUACUGUCAUUGUUUGUGUACAGUGUUUAGGGAUUUGACAUGAAUUAAAUUGAUACGACUCAGAAAAAACAUCACUAUAAAUUACAGCUUAAGUUAUAAUGUGUGUGUGUUUGUGUGUGUGUGUCUGUGUGUGUGUGUGUUCUUACAUGCAUGCGUGUGUGUAUAUAUGUAUGUGUGUACGCAUGCACCAUGCAGGGUUGCAUCACAGUGGAGCUGGACCGGGGAUCCCGGGGUUUUGGCUUCAGUCUGAGGGGAGGGACUGAGUACAACAUGGGCCUGUACAUCCUGAGACUGGCUGAGGAGGGGCCUGCUCUGCUGGACGGGAGAAUCCACGUAAGUCUGACAUCCGGUGCCAUAGGAAAUAUCCACACACAUUACUGUUUGCAUUAUUCAAUGUCAUAAUAUCUUAUAACAGACUAAUUACAUGUGUAAUAACAUGUCUUGAAUAAUAACAUGUCUAAUAACAUGGCUUGUUGCCAUUGGGGAUUUGAUCAUAUAAAUGUGUGAUGUUUGUGUAUGUAUAUCAAAAUGUGAUGUUUGUGUAUGUAUGUAGGGUGGCAGGUAGCCUAGCGGUUAAGAAUGUUGGGCCAGUAAGUAACCGAAAGGUUGCUGGUUCGAGUCCCCGAGCCGGCUUGGUGAAAAAUCUGUCGAUAUGCUCGAUAACCCUAAUGCUCCUGUAAGUCGCUGUGGAUAAGAGCGUCUGCUAAAUGACUAAAAUGUAUGUGCAGGUGGGAGAUCAGAUAGUGGAGAUCAAUGGAGAACCGACCCAGGGCAUCACCCAUACCCGCGCUAUCGAGCUGAUCCAGGCUGGGGGCAGCAAAGUGCUGCUCCUGUUAAGACCAGGGCAGGGGCUGGUACAAGACAACAGUAAGUACACAGAAGUCUAGAUCUACAAGAUAAGAUUUACCUUUUUUGUGGUAUGAGAUGUAAAAUGUUUGAACAUGUUUGUUGAUGCGUGUUAUAACAUGUUGGUAGUAUUUAACAUGAGCUGAUGCAUCAAUGCUUUGUACACACAUUAAUUAAGGAUUUAGCUAUCCCUGUUAACUACCAUGUUAAUUUAUGUUUAUUCAUGUUCCCUCUUAGAUGUUAAGUCCCCCAUAUGGGGGACUUUGAGUGGUUCUGGACCGGUUCCGUCUGACAUUUUGGUGUACAAAGUGCUCUGUGAAUGCAGUAAGGUGCUGUGCCUUAUAACGGCAGAAAGCUCCAUCUGUCUGCUCUCCCCUUCCACUCUCUUAGUGGAGCUGACUUGAAGUGUCAGAUUUCACACCCAACAUUUGCAUAGGGAGUGACGUGUCACAUUUUCUGGCCUAUCCAGACAAAUAAUCGAUUUACUCUUCCUCUGAGCAAGUGAGCCCAGCCUGUGAGACAGUCUAGCGGAUCCAGCAAUUGUGGUUUCAUCUCGCUGUGAAAUUCAGAGCUCUCAACAUGGAAAAAAAUCCUAAAUAAUUUCAUAGAAUUUAAACAAUACCACUUUCUCUUGGUUGAAGUUGUAACGAGUCUGCACACAUUUGAAUGGUGUCUCUGCGCCACUCAGUGGACGUGUAGGAGAAAAUUAUCUUUCGACAGUUAAAUGAAAUUGUGCCAAUAUUAUUCUGUCACUAAGUAUGAUCAUAUUUAUUUUACAGUUAUAAGAAAUGUGAAAUCUUAUAGUAAGUCAUUUAUAAUUAGAUUUUUACUAUAUUUAGAAAGCAUUUGAGUCAUUUCAAGCACUUUUGCCCCACUUUUGUUGAAUAGGAAGAAAAUCUAAUGAUUUUUCAUAUUUUCAUAAUAUUUGUACUAUGUAUUGGACCAGGUGUCCUCAAAGGUGAUUACAUCUCAGCAAUUUAUAACUAUUUUUAGCAGAAAGGUGAGGUCCAGACCUUUCUAAAACUAUGUAGCAUUGCCAGUUAUUAUUUAUGGCCAUCUCAUGAAAAAUAACUACGUUUGGGUAUGUCUAUUUAGGCAGAAAUCUAAAUUUGCCCUAUCAUAAAGGCUCAGUGCAGUCAAAAAUGUGAUUUUACUGCAUUUUAUAUAUGUGACGACCGCCUUGAUUCGGUCUUAUAUAGCAAAUGGUGUUUUUUACAUUGGAUAAAAGCUGAGACACAGAGCUACAAAAUGGUAUAUUAUACACUGCAUUUAAGGGAACAAUGGGAAAGUAAUUCUGCUUUGAAAGUUGAUAAACUUGUCAUCUCACUUUUGAGAAAAUGGCAUUUUAAUGUUUUGGUACCUAGUGAAGAGCUCUUCUUUGUCUACACCCAUUCAGCAUCGUUCACACCCUCUUAAGCUUUAGCCCCACCCAUCUUGCUUCGCUCUCAGAGCGUUCAGAGCGCACACUUGAUUCUCUGGCCGAUGAGUAGGGUUGAUCCGAGCGUUCUGACCUCAUAACGGCAGUCAAGCACCCAAGCUAACUGGCUAACAUUGGCUAGCUUGCUAUUUACUUUCAGGCACAAAAUUGGGAUUAUGGUUCAAUGUUUACCUCUGGAUAACAUGAAAACAGCCUAACCAGCUCUGCUGGCAACAAUGUAAUUACGCUUUUUUGCCGACGUUUACUGACACUGGCCAUAUUCAACGGGUGUUGUGCGAUCAUAAAUUCAUCAGUUAUUCUGCACUCUGGCAUACUCAGACUGAAUUUAUGAACGCACCCGAAAUGGUUACUUACAUAGUGGAGUCUUUUGUUACGACAUGUAGCUAGCUAGCUAGCUAGGUAAACAACGUAUAAGAUCAUACACGUCACGUAACGUUAGCUAGCGAGCCAGCCAGCUAGGUAAACAAUGAACCAUAGUGCCAACUAAUGAAAUUUCAGCCUGUUUGGUGGGAUGGAGUUUUGGCCUGCCUGGUGACAUCACCAUGUGGUAAAUUAGUUAAUAGACCAAUAAUAAAGAGAGUUCCAAACCUCUCUGCCAAUAACAGCUAGUUUUCAGUUUUCCCCUCCCCACUCAGACCACUCCCAGACAGUCCUAACAAAAUUAUUUCUUGAGAAAUUGCUCAUUGCCAAGAAGCUAUUUUUGUUCUUUUUUGACAAUUUUAAUUGAAAACAAUCACAGUAAGGUACUUAAUUGUUACCCAGAAAUGGUUUCCUAUUGAGAUAAAAAUGGCUGCAUUGGACCUUUAAAGGAGAAGCUUGCUUUUUUACAACCAAAUCUCUAUUUUUCAAGUUUCAAGUUUUAUUAGUCAUAUGUACGGGAUACGCAUGGUAUACAUCUUCCUACGAAAUGCUUACUUGCAACAAUACAACAACAAUAAGAAAUAGUAAAAAAAAAAAAUUGAAUACGAACAUUAAGUAAAUGGCAGAAGAAUAGAAUAAACAUGUAAAUGGCAUGUUAUAGAAGGGUCCAGACACUUUCUUUGCAAUUUCACUUGUUUUUGAGAAACCAGCAAUUCACUUCCUCAUCCUCGUUGUGCAGGACGGGGCCAUGAAAAAACAUCAACAAAGUCUCAAAAAACACCUAAAUACGUCCUUUUCGAAACGGAAAUGCUCUCAGUAUAGUGAUGCAGGUCUUUAGAUGUUGUACACAUGAAAUUCUGUCAUUCCGAACUUUAUCCGCAACUUUAUAUACCAUUUUGUGCGACUCGAGCUGUUUCCCCUAUCCAGCUGUUCCAUUUUCCGUGUAGCCUGCUGCUACAAUGGAUGGAAAGGUACGCUCGAGUCGCCACAAAAUGGCAUAUAACAUUCCAGAUAAAGUUCGGAAUGACACAAUUUCAUGUUCUAAAGACCUGUAUCACUAUACUGAGAGCUUUUCAAUUUCUAAAAGGACAUAUUUGUGUGUUUUUUAGCCUUUGUUCAUGUUUUUUCGGAGCCCCCGUGCUGUACAACCAGGAUGAGGAAAUGAAUCACUGGUUUGGGUACGUUUCUAAAAAAACAAGUGAAAUCACACAAAAAAAUGCUGUACCCUUCUAUAACAUUCCAUUUACAUUUAAAAAAUUGAGAUUUGGUUGUAAAAAAGCACAAAUCUCUGUUAAUGUGAAAUGUCACUCAAAUUGAGUGCCUGUGUUGGGGAUGCUUGUUUCAUGGAUGGAGUGCUCUGCUGUCUAUAACUGCUUACUCUUGGCACUUCCUCUCUUCCCCCUGCUGCAGGUGAUAGCGUCCCCUCUACUAUGUGCUACUACUCAAACGAGCACCACCAUUAACCACUUCACUGCUUUUACUGGCCUGUCCUCUUUUAACUUGGUAAUUCCAUUCUCAUUUCCUUCUUGCUUCCUCCUUUCAUCUGUCUAGACUAUAGAAUCUGAAUUCUGCUCUUGUACGUUACUUGUUACUAUCAUGAGGAUAUGUGAGCCUCUCUAUAUAUAUUUUACAUCUGUGUAAUAACAUAUUUUACUUCUAGGUAAGUUGGAUCCAACCGUCACUUCACCCAUACGUUUUCCAAGAGAGGCGCUUGUCUCCGAGACAUCACUCCUCUCUUCUCCAUUCUCCACCUGCACCUCCAUCUCAGGUUCCUACCCUUUCACCAGUGAGACACCUGACUGGAACUUCCUGUCCCCCCGAACACCCCACCCCCAGACCAGCAGGGGCAGUGGCUCAGUGAAGUGGAAUGGAGAGUGGGCAGACAGGCAGGCAGACAGGCUCUCUCCCAUCACCCCUGAGCAGAUCAACCUCUAUAAGGUCAAACCAGGUCAUACCAGGUCUAAAGGCUACAAGGAGUCCAGCAGCCAAAAGACAACAGGUGAAACAUUCAAAGAGCGCUCACACAGUCCAAAAAAGGCUGAGAGGAAGACCCAGGAAGCAGUGACAAGCAAGGACAGGAAGUCUUACCCUCAGAAAGGAAGUCGGUCACCCAGCCCCAGGAAGUUCCCUCGAGAAGGACACGAAGUCUUGAGCCAGCCACACGUAAAGAAACAGCAGGUACAGCAGAGCACAUCAAAGGACCUUUCCAGCAAGGAGCCCUUUGAGGAAAACAAAAAUGGCAAAAGGGGGGAUUCAAAGGGCAGGAAAAGCACACAGGAGAGAGAGUGGGGAGGGGGAACUACCAAGGCUGCCCAUGAGCAGGCCAGUAUUCGAAAGAGGGUCGGGACAGAGGCAGGACAUCACAGACCAACCCCUCUGGAGACGGGGGCAAGGAGAGAUAUUCUGAGAGACGGGGAAAAGGAAAAGGAAAAACGCAAAGAGGAGAAAAGGAAAAAAGACACAGGGGCUUCCUCAAAAGAGGAAAAUACUAGAAAAGAUUCUGGAGCCUCUACAACAGAGGAAAGCAGUAGAAAAGACUAUGUGUUAUCCCCAACAGAGGAGAGGAUCAGAAAAGACACAGGGGCCUCCCCAAAUGAUGUUCAGGAGGAUGCUCAGAGCCAAAAGGGUCCCAUUAGCCCUGGCCCCUGGAAAGUGCCCAGCUCAGCCAGAAUCCUCUCCCAGGCUGAGGUGCUGCGCGACCCCACUUAC
Messenger RNA from Coregonus sp. 'balchen', 28824 nucleotides. The record is from the annotation of a GenBank genome assembly. Lineage: Eukaryota; Metazoa; Chordata; Actinopteri; Salmoniformes; Salmonidae.